AUGACUAUAGAGAUAGAAGCCCAACAGACACUCUCGUCUGAAGCAACCCCUUUGCUUGCAGAUACCAACGCCGCGGGAACACCAGCUCCUGACCACGAUGCAAACGAUACAGCAGAAACAGUUCUUUCUCCGGCGCGCGCAGGAGUUGUCGGGGUCGCACUCUCAAUUUCUAUGCUUAUUCAAGCCACAAAUAUGACCAUGGUCACGACCUCGCAAUCGGCCAUUGCAGCCGAUCUAGAUGCUUUCUCUAGCGCAACAUGGCUUACAGCCUCCUUUCUGAUCGCGGUAGCCAGCGUUACUCCCCUUGGCGGCCGGCUUUGCCAAAUCUUCUCUUUGCGCAACUUGAUAGCCACAAGCAAUGUUAUAGCAUCAGUUGGCCUAUUAUUAACUGCUAGUGCUAGGACACUUCCAGUCUUUCUCCUUGGCCGUGUUCUCACUGGGUGCGGAGGCGCAGGGAUAUACUCAACUCAGGCCAUUCUUGUGCUCGAGUUGUCUUCGAAGAAACGCCGUGGUCUAUUUCUAGGCAUUGUUGCUUCUAUAUUCACUACUGGUCUGGCCGGAGGGGCUGUUCUGGCGGGUGCCGUUACUCCAAAAUACGGAUGGCGAGUGAUAUACUAUAUCCAAUCACCGCUCGCCUUACUUGCUGCCCCGGCCAUUUAUCUUGGAAUUCCAUCAAAACCCAGAGCAGAAGACACGGGUAAUGAACGAUCGAGCAAACUUGCUCGACUGGACUACCUGGGUAUUGUGACACUAACCGCCGCAAAUGUGUUAUUUCUUUACUCUGUCUCUAGCAAUACCAUUCCUUAUUCGCUCGUUCUUGUCUCGGUUGUCUUAUUCGUCGUCUUUUUCUUCAUCGAAUCAUCCCCUUUAUUGGCAGCCGAGCCAAUCAUUCCAAUUUCCCUAAUUCGCUCUCGAGGGGUCUUACUCACGUGCCUCUCGUCAUUGGGAAUGAUGAUGUCUCGCUGGGCGAUAGUCAUCUAUACGCCUGUCUAUGGGAUCGCUGUUCGAGGCUGGGGUCCUGCAGAAGCAGGCAUGAUUUUGAUUCCUACAAACCUUGGCUUUGGUCUGGGAGGGUUGGUCGUCGGGUGGAUUCACAUCCGCAAAGUGACCAGUUACUAUACAUCAUGCCUGGUCAUUUUCGCCAUCUUCAUCGCAAGCUUCCUGAUGAUCGCUCUCCUCUCAACUACAAACUCGCCAGUAUUCCUCUUCUUCUUUGCCGUCUUCUGCAACGGCUUCUGUGCCGGUGCGCUUCUUAAUUAUACCCUGUCUCACGUCCUACAUCUUACCCUUCCCUCCACGCAUUUUAUUGUCACCAGCCUAGUGGCGACUUUCCGCUCUUUUGCUGGUAGUUUUGGAUCUGCAGUUGGUGGCGGAAUCUUUUCACGCGUAUUGAAGAGCCACCUAGAGGCAGGUUUCAAUGAUCACGAUAGCUAUAACAGCUUAUACAAUAACAACAACGACCUCAUUAGAGAGCUUCUGGGCAGCCCGGCUUUAGUUUGGAAGCUAGAGGGAUACGAAAGAGAGGUUGCAGUCGCGGCAUAUCAGAGUGCCCUUAGAACUACUUUUUUCGCGGCUUUUUGUUUGGUCACGGUCAUGGCGUUGUUGCAAGCGGGGACUGGCUGGAAAGCUCCGGUUGACGUGAACAAGGUUGAAAAUCAGGAUGCACAGGACUCUUCAGAUGGCGAUAUCGUUAGAGAAUAA
Messenger RNA from Talaromyces rugulosus, 1701 nucleotides. RefSeq lists its product as uncharacterized. Lineage: Eukaryota; Fungi; Ascomycota; Eurotiomycetes; Eurotiales; Trichocomaceae. Gene Ontology annotation, biological process: basic amino acid transport; transmembrane transport. The record is from RefSeq and is a predicted model, not a curated record. Gene Ontology annotation, cellular component: fungal-type vacuole membrane. Gene Ontology annotation, molecular function: basic amino acid transmembrane transporter activity. The transcript has 6 exons. The coding region runs from base 1 to 1701 and encodes 566 amino acids.